AACGAACGGCAUUCGCUGCGCUUCCGUUGCCCAUGACACCGGAGCGAAGUUCUGACAGCUGAUUCUCCAAUCAGUUUAUAUCCACUCGGAGCUCCCAAAUAAUCACUUUUGAAGUUAUUUACAGUCGGACGUGCCUCCUUUCACCUCCGGUUGGAGUUGCAGACAGCGCCUUGAACAGAGGAGGGCGGCUGAUUAUGGUGUAGCAAGGAGCGCUAGCCCUGAGACAGCAGGCUUUUGAGCAGCAGUGCAGUGCGGCAGAGUGCAGCGUGGGGCAGACUGAGGCAGAUCACAACAGCUUAGCCAUGCUUACGUUGGCCAAUAAGCUGAAGAGGGAUGAUGGAGGAAAGACGGGCCGUGCCUCUGGAGCCUCCGACUCCACCCAUAGGGUCUCCAUCAGGGACCGCCUCCUUACCAAAGAAGUUGCAGAACUUGAAGCCAAUCUCCCUAGUACAUGCAAAGCCAAUUUCCCAGAUGAGGACAAGCUGCAUCAUUUUCAGCUGGCAGUGUCUCCUGAUGAGGGUUACUACCAAAGUGGAAAGUUUCAGUUUGAAAUAGAUGUCCCAGAAGCAUAUAACAUGGUGCCUCCUAAAGUGAGAUGUCUGACCAGAAUAUGGCAUCCCAACAUCACAGAGAAUGGAGAGAUCUGUUUGAGCUUAUUGCGGGAACACUCUAUUGAUGGCACAGGCUGGGCUCCCACUAGAACAUUAAAGGACGUUGUCUGGGGAUUGAACUCCUUGUUUACGGACCUGUUGAACUUUGAUGACCCUUUGAACAUUGAUGCAGCAGAACAUCAUCUGAGAGACAAGGAGGAUUUUCGGAAUAAGGUUCAAGAUUACAUCAAGCACUAUGCCAGAUGAUAGAAGCAUCGGCGACCUGCAUUAGCCUGCACCAACCAACCAAACUGCUCUACCUUGCCUCUGCUUAUCUUGGCCAACGUCCCCCCACGUGUGUGAAUCAACAGCUGACUCUUUGACUCUUACCACUCUCCUUCACAGCCCCACCCAUGCCCUGCUGUUCACCUGAUUGCAAUAAACUCCACAUUGCGGGAACGAAAUUAAAAAAGAAAAAAAAAUGAUGCAUUUAAAGAAAGACUUGCAUUCAAAAAAAAAUAUGCUUUAAUUAUCCUAAUCGAUUGAGUGUUACAAUGACCGCCAUGUCUGUUCAUUGUGACAAGGUUACUGUGUGACGCAGCCUCCGUGAGCUGUCCCUGAGCCUGUCGGAAUUGAGCCAUGGCAACGACUGGCAAAGGGUUCGAUGUGAUGAUUCACCGGCACAAAAAAAAUAAAUAAAUAGAAGGAAGACAUGUUCAGCUGUUAAAAUGUUGACGAAUCAAGAGAAAGAAUAUCUGUUGCUAUCAGUUCUCUGUUCCAGUGCCUGCUAUGUUUGUGUCGCUAAGGAGAAUAUGCAUGUGAGUUCACAAACACACACACACCCACACACACAAACACAGUGUCACAUCCUGUAGUGAAAGGUAAACAUACACACCGUACACUUGUCUAUUACUCACACACAAGUUGGAAAGCCCCCAGCCCCACUAGACAGCAUGUGAAUGACCACAUUGUCCCGUUCUGUUGUCAUUCUUCUUGCAUGUGCACACACACACACACACACACUUAGAUCCAGACCCUCUGUGCGUUUUCAGCUCCAGAGGGAUAAAGUGCGACUACUAAAACCGCAGCCAAAUGUAUUGUACUGUUUUCAGUGUCACCUCCUCUGUGCUCCAAGUCCUCCUCUCCUCACUGUCCUUUUUUGUUUUUCCUCCAUCCGUCUCUUGUUUCACACACACAGACACACAGUCGACCACAUGUACGUUUUCAAUGAGGAUGGAGAGGUUGAUUCAUACUUACAGUGCAGUCAUUAAGUACUGUGACAGUGACAUUUGUGUGUGCUCGCUCUCUGUAGGUUUGAAAUGAAACAGUGACUACAAGUUUAAAGGACUGAUUCAAAUUUAAUUUCAUGAGAGAUAAACGGUGUAGGAAUUAUAGCUAGUCGUGAUGAGAUUUAUCAUCUGCAGCUCCCCGCAGCUUUGUAGAGAAUAGUUUUCGUUCGUUUUGCUGUCCAGCCAACGGUUUAACUGUUUUGGUUCACUUCAUUAUUUAACUGUGUUGUUUUUGCAUGCAGCAGACCGAACAGCUGGCAGUCACAGUUUGCAGCUAGCUGAUGACACAGUUUGCAGCUAGCUGAUGAAAACAGCAGAGCAUUUAGCAGCUAAAGAGUUAGAUAUUUCCAUCAGGAGUGGAAUAAACCAAAAGCAGCUAAGCAAGAAUUAAUGUUGCACAUAUGUUUACCAGGUGGCCAGAAACAGGACUCGAAAUAAAUAAUAACGUUACUCUGUAACUACUGGAUGGUGUAAAUAAGCAGCUGCUAACAAGCCAACAGAAAUAUGUCAGUGUUGGUCAUAAAAAAUCCUUACAUGUAACAGAUCCUACACCAGGGAUACGCAACUUGCUUUGCCUGGGGGCCAAAUUUGCAAAUGAGAGGAGCUCAGGGGCCAGUUAAUGAACAAAAAUUACUAUUAUUUCUCAGAUGAAAUGAAUGAAUGAGGCAAAUAAAUUCAGUCACAGCAUCCCCGCAUAGAUUAGGUGUGCAUAGGGGUCUUUCUAGGAUUUGAGGACAGUGGGGAAUUCUCCCAGACCUCUGUUGGCAGAUGCACUUUAAAAAAAAAAA
Molecule: messenger RNA, 2667 nt
Organism: Epinephelus lanceolatus (giant grouper)
Lineage: Eukaryota; Metazoa; Chordata; Actinopteri; Perciformes; Serranidae
Gene: ube2f
Product: ubiquitin-conjugating enzyme E2F (putative)
Source: RefSeq, a predicted model, not a curated record